Messenger RNA from Copidosoma floridanum, 597 nucleotides. Its product is annotated as 10 kDa heat shock protein, mitochondrial. The record is from RefSeq and is a predicted model, not a curated record. Gene Ontology annotation, cellular component: mitochondrial matrix; mitochondrion. Lineage: Eukaryota; Metazoa; Arthropoda; Insecta; Hymenoptera; Encyrtidae. Gene Ontology annotation, molecular function: protein folding chaperone; protein-folding chaperone binding; ATP binding.
GAAAUGACACAAAAUGUUCUCAAAAAUUUACUGCAGGCAUUAGGGACAAUAAGACCACCUGUUUUUCUUACACCGUGGCCAGGACUGAAACACAGCGCUCGUUUUAGUCCAUCUUGGUUCUUCAACGCAAGCUCGAAAUUAAUACUCUUCUUUUCAUUCAUCCACGAUUCUGGAUUAAAAAUCCUAAUAAUGGCAUCUGCAGCUAUUGCCAAAAAGUUGAUUCCACUCUUUGACAGAGUACUUAUUCAAAGAGCAGAAGCGAUUACUAAAACCAAAGGUGGUAUAAUGAUUCCUGAAAAAGCCCAAGGAAAAAUUCUUAGGGGUACUGUUAUAGCGAUUGGUCCAGGGUCAAGAAACGAUAGAGGAGAACAUAUUCCACCAACCAUCAAAGUUGGAGAUUUAGUUUUGCUUCCUGAAUACGGUGGAACCAAAGUUGAACUUGAAGACAAUAAGGAAUUCCAUUUAUUUCGUGAAUCUGAUAUUUUAGCAAAACUAGAUGAAUGAAGUUCUCUGAUAAAGUAUAAUCUUACUUUUUUUGCUUAAUUUUAAAACAAAAAUAUGUAAAGUGUGUUUUCAAUAAAAUUUUUUUUAAUUUAA